AUGGAGAAACCAUCAAGAACAUGUGCAACCUCAGCCUCAGCCGUGGACAUGGCGACGGAUUCAUCUUCAGUCAUAUCGUUAGGAUCUUCAUUAAGUACGAAACGUUUUCAAGAGAAUGAUAUGCUUAUCUCAUCAUCGAGUACUCCAAUAAAGAAACAACGUGUACGUCAGAAAAAGCUCGUAGACGUAGUAUCUGAUCCGUCACUUGUCACUUGUGAGUCGAAAGAAAUAAUGGGUCCAUCCUCCUCCUCCUCAGGUCUUGUAUUACUAGAGACAUCACAAUCUAUUAUUGAUAUGCCCAUGACAUCAGAAGAAAUAACAACAACAAGAGAAGAAGAAGAAGAAGAAGAAGAAGGAGAUGGAGGCAGAGGAUUGCAAGAAGCGAUGACAAUGACGUCUUCAAUGCCAAUGCCACGUCCAAGAAAAGGACGGCGAGUACGUAAAACAAAUGUUGAAAAGAUGGAGAUUUUAGCUUUUGUCGAUCAAGGAGGAUCUCAAGGAGCUGCAGCAGAGAAAUUUGGUGUCUCACGUACAGCCGUGACCAAGAUGGUUAAAGAACGAGCUGCGAUCUCAGCUCAAGCUCUUGUCGAGAGUGCUACGAGUAGUCGUAAAGUGUUACAAUAUCAACAUAAACUCAGUGUGAUUGAAGAUAUGCUAUAUAAAUGGCAAAUGCAGAUUGAACUUGAUGCACCAGCACUGAAGAUUACGGGCGAAUUACUGCAGUCAAAGGCCAUGGAGUUUCGGAACAAAAUCUUGGCUGAUUAUAGCAGUGAAUUAUCCGAUGAAGUGAUCAUGUCGCUCACGGAUUUUAAAGCAUCGAAUGGAUGGCUACAUCGGUACAUGCAACGACGUAGUAUGCGUUCAUUAUCAAAGCUUCAUAGUCAGACAGGACAUACAGCCAUGUUGUCGGAUAGAAUGAAUUAUGAACAACGUGUUCAAAAAGUUCGUGACCUGUUGCUCACGAUAAGUCCGGAUUGUAUAUGGAAUUUGGACGAACUUGUUUUACGCCAUCGUACUACAUCGGCUAGACUGGACUCGGUGAUUAAUAUGGACGUGCGUAGCCUUGAGCGCAUCUCAAUUGCGAUAGCACUGAGUGCGUCAGGUGAAAAACUUCACUUGCAAGUUGUUGGAAAAGAUCCGAAUCCAGACUCGUUAAAGGCUGUUGACACAAUAACGAACUAUGGGGUCCAAUAUCGUGAUCGGUGUCGAGCUGCACACGACGCACAUACGAUUGCCGAUUUCAUCCAAGCCAUGAAUCAAGAGGCAGCGUCCAGAAAACAGGUCUGGUAUCUGGUGCUGGAUAGCUGUACAGCGCACGUAGCUGCCGCUCAUACGCUCAACCCAUCGGGCUUGUUUCGAAAUGGUUUCAGACUCGAAUCUAUUGUGCUUCUCUUCAUGCCUCCUUGCCCUUCGGGUGAUGUUCAGCCGCUUCAUCAGGGCAUUCUGAGAUCGUUCAAGCUACGAUUUCGGCGUGAGAUGCUGCAAACGUUGCUUUAUGAGCACGAAAAGUGGGCAGCUGUUGUGAGGGGUGACCAACAAAGGCAUAACAUUGAUGCAACGUCAAGUGAGGGAUCGCCCGUACAUGACGUUUUUGAUGUCCACGCACAUACUCAUUUGCGGAACACACUCACCUGGCUUCAAAAAGCAUGGGAAUCUAUACCGCAAUCGUUUAUUCGACAAGCGUGGUCAGCCAGCUUAUACUUGCCUGCGGCCGUUCCUGGGGAUGGUGAACCUUCGGUAUCAAUGUGUGAAGAAGAUGAGAUCAAGAUUUAUACUGAGCUGUAUGCUCAGCUGACAGCAGCACCAUUGCUUCAAAAAGCAUUGGGAAUCGAUUAUAUGGACAAUCCAGUUCACUUUAUGAUGGAGCUGCUGGAUUUUGACAAGUCGGAGGCUAUUGACACGGACGAAGUCACAAAAGACAACGACAUUGUCGUGGAAAGUUUAGCUUCUCAGGGACUACUUCGUGAUACGCAACGAGCUUUGAUGCUGGAUAGCAUUCGGGGUGACGAUCUGCCGCUCCUUACGGCAAGUGAGGCCAAUGCGUCUGUAUCACGGCUAUUGCACUUUAUGUCCCAAAACAAUGACAACUUGCUAACUCUGUCAGAGCGGCGAACUGGACGCGCAAACCUCUUGGUUUUGCAACGUCUGCUGUCAAAAGCUCGCGAACGAGAGCGUGAAAGGGAAGCAACCACCGACUUUACUGUGUAA
Molecule: messenger RNA, 2208 nt
Organism: Peronospora belbahrii
Lineage: Eukaryota; Oomycota; Peronosporomycetes; Peronosporales; Peronosporaceae
Source: the annotation of a GenBank genome assembly